Molecule: messenger RNA, 1260 nt
Organism: Hylaeus anthracinus
Lineage: Eukaryota; Metazoa; Arthropoda; Insecta; Hymenoptera; Colletidae
Gene: CIAPIN1
Product: anamorsin homolog
Exons: 5
Coding region: 241-1080 (279 amino acids)
Biological process (GO): iron-sulfur cluster assembly
Cellular component (GO): cytoplasm
Molecular function (GO): iron-sulfur cluster binding
Source: RefSeq, a predicted model, not a curated record
CAUUCUAUAUGUUAGUCAAACCCACCGCGAAUGAUGCAAUUGGAUGCAAUGAGAUUGUAGCAGAUUGUAGUUUACAAGUGCUCCGCCAUAUAAAUCAGUAUAUCAGUAUUUAGUACAUUCAUAGCCACACAGAAUACUUUUGUGGUUGGAAAUCUAUUAUUUGUUAGUCUCUGCGAAACAGCUGAGUUCUAUACUGAUUCAACAAAAAGCGCGUGGUACUGUCUGCCAAUACUGGUCAAAAUGACUGUUCUUAAAGAAAAUGACAGAGUUCUCGUAGUUCUAGACAACGAAAUUUCGAAAGAUGAUGUUGUUGAUUUCAUUAGUGCGAUUAGGAAGCCUCUCACAAAUGCAGAGCAGUUAAUUAUUGCAUCAACAAAGGAAUUAGAAAUACAUAUUAACAACGCAUCGUCCUACGACACAAUUAUUUCUAUUUUCAAGCAGUCUUGUCCAAAUUAUAAGACGUUUUUAGAGGAUUGUUUGAAAGCAAUAAAGCCAAAAGGCACAUUAAUUAUUUAUGAGUCAUUCCCAAAAAAUAAAGAGGCUGAUACAAAGUCUCUGUAUGAUAAGAGAGUAUCAAAUUUGAAAUUGGCUGGAUUCAAAAUAAAAUCUAAUGAAGAUUCAGAUACCCAGCAAUUGAAGAAUGAUUUGCUAGGAGUCUACAAUGACUCGAACAACAUUUCUGAAAUAGUAGCAGAGAAACCCUCAUUUGAAAUUGGUUCUAGUGUAACACUUAACUUUGGAAAACAGAAAGCCAAUGUAUGGAAAUUAGAUAGUGCUGUUGAUGAAGAAUUAAUCAAUGAGGAUGAUCUUCUAGAUGAAACUGACAUUCUAAAACCUGAAGUAUCCAGUUUGAGAGUUUGUAGUACAACUGGUAAACGAAAAGCAUGCAAGGAUUGUUCCUGUGGAUUAGCUGAGGAAUUAAGUGGUAAAAUGGAACAAAAGGAAACUAUAAAGUCCUCUUGUGGACGUUGCCACCUUGGAGAUGCGUUUCGAUGUGCCAGCUGCCCAUAUCUUGGUGUUCCUGCAUUUAAGCCUGGGGAAAAAAUAGUUUUACCAGAUACACAGUUAAAAGCAGAUUAGAAAAACAUUAUUUGUUAAAGUUAUAAGUUAAAUGUUUAUCUUUCUGUAUGUAAUUAUUUUAAUAAUAAUUGAAUUAUAGUUAAUAAUUUUAUUUAUUUUUGGAAGGGGUGGUAAUAUCUUGUACAUGAAAAUUUAAAUGAUGUAUGUAUUCUUACAAAUAAACGUGACAAAUAACCUUUA